Molecule: messenger RNA, 1747 nt
Organism: Benincasa hispida (wax gourd)
Lineage: Eukaryota; Viridiplantae; Streptophyta; Magnoliopsida; Cucurbitales; Cucurbitaceae
Product: putative serine/threonine-protein kinase PBL3
Biological process (GO): protein phosphorylation
Molecular function (GO): protein kinase activity; ATP binding
Source: RefSeq, a predicted model, not a curated record
AGAAGAAAUCAGCGUGAAUAUUGUGAAAAGGGAUUUGAUAAGGGCGGGAGAGUAAGAGUAGAAAAAUGGAGAAGUUUGUGCCGUGAGCGAACCGUUGCCGCUAUUUCUAGGGUUUGAAAUUUCAACGCAGAUUUUUUUGUUGGAUUUUUUAAUGAUCAUUAUCUGACGCAAAAGGAAAGAUGGAGUUUAUAGCCUUUGAGUGAUUCAAACGUUGAAUUCUUUCGUUGACUGAUAAUACCCAAUGAAGCAAAGCUGGAGGAGAGAGAGGUUGAUGAUGGAAGUGGAUCACUCUGUUCUUCCUGAAAUAUUUAUUGUGUCAGUUGACCUUCCUGUUUUCCCCCAAUUUUUUCUCUUUCGUUCAUCUUCCCUGUCCCUAUUAUCGUCAUGGGAAUCUGCUGCGCAAAACCUGCCAAGCUUGCUCAUGCUUCUUCAAGCAUUGUUUCUGGAACGGAUAAACCAAAUAGCAAGCCCAACGUGGAAUCAGCCGAUUCUAGUUUGAAAACUGUAAGUCUUAACUCUAGUAUGCCUGUCAUCAAACCGAAAUUCGACGUGUCUGGCACCUCGGCUCUCAAAUCUUUUAGCUUCAUUGAUCUCAAGAAUGCCACCAAGAACUUCCGUAGUGAAAGUCAAAUUGGCGAGGGAGGAUUUGGAUGUGUCUUUAAAGGAUGGAUCGAUGAGCACUCUUAUCUUCCUACCAAACCUGGAACUGGAAUUGUAGUGGCUGUCAAGAAACUCAAGCGAGAGAGCCUUCAAGGCUACAAGGAAUGGCUUGCGGAAGUAAAUUAUCUGGGCCAGCUUCGCCAUGAAAACCUUGUCAGGCUCAUUGGUUAUUGCUCCGAAUCCGAUAACAGACUCCUGGUUUAUGAGUAUAUGCCAAAGGGAAGUCUGGAAAAUCACUUGUUUAGAAAAGGUGUUACACCUAUUUCUUGGCGUGUGCGAAUGAAUAUUGCAGUUGACGUGGCACGGGGAUUAGCAUUCUUACACAGUUCUGAACCUAAUGUUAUAUAUCGUGAUUUGAAGGCUGCCAACAUUUUACUUGAUUCAGAAUUCAAUGCAAAACUCUCAGAUUUUGGCUUAGCAAGGGAAGGCCCUACGGGAGACAAGACUCAUGUUUCGACCCGGGUAAUAGGAACUCGAGGCUAUGCUGCCCCUGAAUAUGUAGCAACAGGUCACUUGACUCCAAAGAGUGAUGUAUACAGCUUUGGGGUGGUUUUGCUAGAACUGCUCUCAGGCAAGCGAGCACUAGACCAGGAGAAAGUUGGGAGAGUUGAAGAGAGCCUUGUGGAUUGGGGGAAACCACUUCUAAGUGACGGUAAGCGCAUGUUAAGGAUAAUGGAUACGAGGAUGGGCGGUCAAUAUUCGAGAAAAGAAGCUCAAGCUGCAGCUUCGCUUGCACUGAAUUGCCUCCACACAGAUCCCAAAAACAGGCCAUCCAUGAGUGAAGUUCUUGACGAAUUGGAACGACUACACGCCACAAAGGAUGUUCCAAGGACCCCGGACGUUCAUGCCAUCAGACGCACUCCACCUGCUAGAUUUCAAUCAUAAUUUGUUUCCUCGAAUUGUUUCAUUGGCCAACAAACGCACCAUGUCUUACCUACUACAGAAGAUGUGUGCUGUACAAGUUUUGUGGAUAUUUCCAAGUAGAAUAUAUACACCACACCUUAAGGAAAUGUAAUCAACACAUUUACAUUUAUAAAAACAGUCGGCAAGUCUUUUCAAAUAAUCAGGAAGAAAGACUUGUUAUAGU